CCCAUCAGCCCUCAGUGGAGGCGUGGCCGGAGAUGAUGCUGACAGCAGAGGGGACUCCAGGUGACGGUUGGUUGGUUCGUCAGGGAGGGGUGGGUCCAGACCCUGUGCUGCGGCAGCUGCUGGGGAAGGACACGCUGGGUCCCAGGGAGAGGCUGCCUCCGGCGGGGGGCCCCGUGGCCCCUGGGGCCCGCAGGCCGGGGCUCGUGGAGAGGAGAGAGCUCAAACUAGCCAGACUCAAGCAGAUCAUGCAGCGCUCUCUGAGCGAAUCAGAUUCAGACGGUUAUCCACCAGAGGAAGGUAAAACUCAAGACGCCUCUGCCUCAAACACACUGCGACCCGAUAGGCCGUCCCACCUGCCAAUCACAGAGGAGGAGCCAGCGCCAACCCAACUUACCCUGAUGAAUAGGAAGCCCCUCCCCUCCUCCAUGUCUUUCUCUUCCACAGCUGAGAGGAAGCUGGCGUUUACUCUCAGCGGGUCCAAGUCAGCGGAUAGCGUCGGAGUCAACCCCUCCCCCACCUCCAGCGACCCCGAGGCGGCCGACGGUAAAACUCCAGACGCUCCCGCCGACCUCCACGACGGCGCUAACGGGCAGAAGGUUGCCACCAGCCCCAAGAGCGCCCUGAAGUCGCCUUCGUCUCGCAGGAAGACGUCUCAAAACCUCAAACUGAGGGUCACCUUCGACGAGCAGGUGCACAAGAGCGCCACUCAGGAGGCAGAGCAGACCAAAGGGCAUCAUGGGAAGGAGAGGACUCCAACAGGAAGCUCUGAAAGCAAGCGGUCGUUCGGGGCGUUCCGCUCCAUCAUGGAGACUCUGAGCGGAAACACAAACCACAACAACAACAACAGUCAGCCAGGCUCCACCUGUCAGAACUCACCCGGCAGGAAGUCAGAGAGUAAAGGCAGCCCAGCAGGAGGGGGGGGGGCCCGGGGCAAGAGCAAAACCAGUAAUGUUUAACUAACCAGUGCCCCCUGAAGGACAGAGAGCCCAUAGCAAACAAAACACAGCACAGAGUACACAGAGAGAGGCAGCCAACAUGAGAAAUGUAUCGUGAGUAACCUAAAGAAGGGUGUCAUUUUUAAUUUUUCAUCACAAUUGAACACGUAUACUGAACACUUUCACUAACAAACAGGGCAGGAAUCAGCAGAACUUACCGUUUCCAACAAUAGCACAUAUAUCUUUAAUGUCCAUUGAAGGAUAAACGUCUAUAAAUCCAUUUAGAAAUUGCAUGAAAUAAUACAAUUCUAAAAAAAGUUUGGAUGUAUUCCACAGCUAAGACACUAGUCAACUUGUUAAAAAAUGAGGUCCUAUUUGUUUUCCUCACCACUCCUAACCGAGAAAUGUCACUGGUCAAGGAAAGAAUAAGAAUAAGAAGGAGAAUUCAUCAGGAUUUAGGAAAAGAAAAUGUGGGUGGUGAGAGAAUCCGACUGCUCUUAGACUGGGCGACGUGUUCAGGAUGCUGAUUAGCUGAAGUCCGUUUUACACUUUAUACACUAUAUAUCUGUUAUAUUGCAACUACACGCCGAUUAGGAAAUUAAUUGGUCUUUUGGUAAUUUAUCACCGAUAAAAUGAAAUCAAUAUAUUUCAUUUCACUUGGACUUAAAAGUAAAUUAGUGAAGGUGACUUUUCGAUGAAGACCAUUAAAUGUUCAUCUUAAAUCUGGGUAAACAGCAUUUGUUCUCUUUUACCCAUAAUCCCCCAACAUUACUUCCUCAAACAUACUUGAUUAUAUACUAAAUAAUUCCUUAAAAAGGUUUCAGGCAACUUUUUGAAUAAAAAAACCUUUACUCAAGGUCCACUGACAAUCUUUUUAUAGAUCUUGUCACUCCAAGAAACUGUUUGAGUUAGGAUUAUUUCACUUUCACACUCUUAUGAACAGUUUAAAGUUAAUUAUUUGUUUCAGUUUGAUUACCAUAUGUUUCUCAUGUUCUUUGCUUCCUAUGUUUGACUCUUGAUGUUUUUUCUACAGUUUAAGACAAACAAAGCUGUUGCUGUUUGUUUUCUUGUUCAAAUGCGUUAAAUCACUACAAAUGAAUAAGAAGAACAUAAUAAUGUGUUUUAAUGAUACUGAAGCAAUUGCUUUUAUUGAAGGACUGAAAAAAAUUGGAGUAUUAAUCAGCGUCCUGUAGAAAUCUCACAUCAGCAAAAAAAAAAAAUGUCAUACAUUUUGAAUUUCUUCACAUUUAAGGUUACAUUGGUUUUCUUAAACUAAAAGGUGUCAAAUGUUUUCUAAACAGAAAGCAAAGUUGCUCUGAACUCCACUAAAGAUGAAGUAUUAGUAUUUAUGUUUAUGCACACAUAUGAUUCGAAAAAAAAGUGGUUACAAUUGCGCACCUGGUUAACGUGCACCAGCACAAAUAGUUUAAUUUUAAUUUUCCUUUGCAUCAUAUUCCACAUUUUCUUGUUUUUUUUCAUGGGUAUUAUCUGCAGUAUUUUUGGCAUGAAGUGGACUUUACUUGUGUGACAAGGAGGUUUAAGGAUGCACCUUCUAGCGGCGGACAAACGGCAGACCUUAUGAACUUUAAGAGACAGAAGUUGAUCAUUCCAACUCCAGAGAUUUUAAACUCCUGACAAACUUUCCCGAAGCUUAAAACCUGACAACUGGGGCUGUUUCAGUGUGGCAAUACUUGGUAGCUGGAAUUACGAUAUUAAUUGUAAAUAAUGGGCAGGAAUGAGUCCUAAACCCGGACAUAAGUUAGCGUUUUAGCGCUUCCGGGCUUCCUCAUAUCAAAGUCAAUGCAUUUAUGAAUACAUUUUUGGUUGGGUACCCAUCACAAGUUUGAGAGAUUUUCACGUUUUGUACUACGACAACAAAUGUGCAGAUUAUCCUGCCAAACAAAAUGUGUUAUUAUUGAGACUCUUAAGCCUUACUAGCAGCUUCAAGAGGAAGCAACCUCAAAGUUUACCAGGGUAGGACAGAACUGUUCUGUUCAGCAGGAUAAUCCCCACAUAUCGCGAUUACCAGAAGUAAAACCUAAUGUUAGGCUACAUUACGGUCACAUUACUUCAUGUAAACACCGCUAAGCUAAAGGAGGCUAAUGUUUGGCGUGAUGACGUUUAGUUGUCUCAUUUAGUCACUUAUUUGUUAAAAUGAUAAAUGAUACAAAUACAGAAUUCAGCCUUGGCUCUCUUUGUUGCUUUGGUAGAACCUGGAUCACACCUGUUAUGUGUAGUUUCCAUGUUUAGGGUUAAUGCAAAUACUGUUUUUGGUUCCGAUGAAGCGGAAUACUUCUCAUUGCUUAGAUCUGUGAGACUCUGGUGUGUUUUCUACUCAGAUUUAUUUCUAGCUUUACACACUCUUUGGCUGUUGAGGUUAUGAUGGUGGAUAUUUUUGAGGCAGUGGAUUCUGGGAGGAUUUCCUGCAUCCACUUUGCUGGUUCUGACUUUUUAAAGGUACAGUCCAACAUAAAAAGGUUGGCAGCUUCAUCUGUACAUUUUAAUGAUUUAAGUGAAGAAAAAGAACGUGGGAUUUCUUAUUCGGUUCAAACUUAAUCCAUUUGUUAGUUGGUUAAAUGUGAGGGUCUUUGAAGCUUCCUGGAAAUAAGGAUUAUUUGUUACCUUCCAAAUGAUGCAUCCAGUUAUUUAAUUCCAAUAAAUAUAAUGGCUUGCAAAUAAUACAUAAUAUAUUUCCAAAUGUAAUAAUAUUACUAAAUAUGAACUUGGUUUUAAAUGGAUCCUUCAUUCAUAUUUCAACAUAGCAAGCUACAAUAAUUUGCCUAUAUUUUUCUUCAUAAUCGGUUCUUUCCAAGGAAACUGAGUGUUGCCAAACUUUUUUAGAGAAGUUUUCCAGACUCCAUUGCCUCAGAAUCAAGUUCACUGCCAAAACAAUCAGUGUUAUGUCUAUGGGUUUAUUUGUGUCUGUGAGCUUGUCUUUAAAAUGCAGUUUAUUUUAUUCACAGUUUCUUUAUUUCAAGCAUUCCUUCAGGAAGAGGAAGGCAUCUCUGCAUUGUAUAACAGAAACAAACUGAACUCGUCCUCUCUGUUUUCUGUUUACUAUGAACUCUUGAGACGGAGAGUGGUGCUGCAUUCUUUCAGAACAAAACGACGCAAUAUCAGUGAAGGUAUGAGGAGACUGUCCGAUGUGAACUUAAUGUGCGAUCCUAAGAAGUGAAAAAGAAGCUGAACGAGUGGGACAAUGUUUCAAGAACAUUAGAGUUAAGAUUUGUAAUCACAUUGACUUUUCUUGACCAUCCACUGAUGUUUCUUUUUGUACAGAAUGACGGACAUUUGUUAUUUGACAUUAAAGCACCACACAGGUGUUUUGCAUCUUUUCAGCUGAGCACUUCCUUUGCAUGACUUCAUUCUACUGUUUGCCUCUUAAUUAUUAUACGAUUGUUGGCUUAAUAUCACUUUACUUUUUCCUAGGAAGCCAUUGGUCUUUAGUUCACUUCUUUGAGAACCAACCAGCAAAGACCUGACCCUUCUGUCUGCUGCUGUACCACAAGUCAGUAUUGAACUCAGUACCUUCA
This is a messenger RNA of Notothenia coriiceps (black rockcod), 4468 nucleotides long. RefSeq names its product synphilin-1-like. Bases 33 to 956 code for a protein of 307 amino acids. Gene Ontology annotation, molecular function: ubiquitin protein ligase binding. The transcript has a single exon. Lineage: Eukaryota; Metazoa; Chordata; Actinopteri; Perciformes; Nototheniidae. The record is from RefSeq and is a predicted model, not a curated record.